Molecule: messenger RNA, 2504 nt
Organism: Rattus rattus (black rat)
Lineage: Eukaryota; Metazoa; Chordata; Mammalia; Rodentia; Muridae
Gene: Traip
Product: TRAF interacting protein
Exons: 15
Coding region: 679-2088 (469 amino acids)
Source: RefSeq, a predicted model, not a curated record
UUACUGGCCCUAGUGUCUACCUAAUCUCAAAGGUUAUUAGGUCAUAUUUGAAUGAAGCCAGGGCUAGUGUAGUGGUUUGAAGGGUUAGGACUUAACCUAUCCAUCUUUACAAGGUCAUCAUAAUAGAAGGCUGAGAAAGUGGGGGGGCUUCUUUCUGUCGGGAACUGCGGGUUUCCAGCGUAUGGCCUAUUACUUUCCAUAGCCAUGGUACCAUCAUCCCUUUUUCUUGGCAUGCCAGUCUAUUUGACUGUCCCAAAGUGCAGCAAGAAAGGGUCUGGUUCGCUUCUCACCGGCUCCAGCUUGAGACAAUGCCCCGCUUGGCAGGGAUAGGGGUCAGACUGUAGCUUCACUGUUUUCUGCCACAGUCUAUCACAGGUUUUUGGUUUUUUUGUUUUGUUUUUGUUUUUUUCCGGUAGAUGCACUUAGACUCCAAAGACCUACGUCCCAGGAUUCCACACGGCUGGCGGGCUGUUUAUUGCAGCCGUCCCAGCGUCCCGCCCCGAAGUUUGUCCAAUCAGGGGGGAGCACUCAGACGUGGGUUUGUUAUGACUUCCGGUUCACUGCCGGAAGUCGUGCGGUGGAGCGAAAUUUGAAGGAGUGGGAACCGCGGCCGGUUCGGCCACCCAACUGUGUCUGUUGCUGGCUGCUGGCUCUCUGUGCUGCUUGAGCCGAGCCAUCAUGCCUAUCCGCGCGCUGUGCACUAUCUGCUCCGAUUUCUUCGAUCACUCCCGUGACGUGGCUGCCAUCCACUGUGGCCACACUUUUCAUCUGCAAUGCCUAAUCCAGUGGUUUGAGACAGCACCAAGUCGGACCUGCCCCCAGUGUAGAAUCCAGGUUGGCAAAAAGACUAUCAUCAACAAGCUCUUUUUUGACCUUGCCCAGGAAGAGGAGAGUGUCUUGGAUGCAGAAUUCUUAAAGAAUGAACUGGACAGUGUCAAGGCCCAGCUCUCCCAAAAAGACAGGGAGAAACGGGACAGCCAGGCCAUUAUCGACACUCUACGGGACACAUUGGAGGAACGCAAUGCCACUGUGGAGUCCCUGCAGAACGCUUUAAACAAGGCAGAGAUGCUGUGUUCCACCCUGAAAAAACAGAUGAAAUUCCUGGAGCAGCAGCGGGAUGAGACCAAACACGCUCAGGAGGAGGCCCGCCAACUCAAGAGCAAGAUGAAAACCAUGGAGCAAAUUGAGCUCCUACUCCAGAGCCAGCGGUCUGAGGUGGAGGAGAUGAUCCGAGACAUGGGUGUGGGGCAGUCAGCAGUGGAGCAACUGGCUGUGUACUGCAUAUCCCUCAAGAAAGAGUAUGAGAAUCUGAAGGAAGCUCGGAAGGCCUCAGGGGAGCUGGCUGACAGGCUGAGGAAAGACUUGGCGUCUUCUAAGAGCAAGCUGAAGACUGUCAAUACUGAGCUGGACCAGGCCAAGUUAGAACUGAGGUCAGCCCAGAAGGACUUACAGAGCGCUGACAAGGAGAUCACGAGCCUAAGAAAGAAGCUAACGAUCCUGCAGGGGACCUUGAGCCUGCCUCCAGUGACCAGUGAGACUGUCAGCCGCCUGGUUUUUGAGAGCCCAGCCCCCGUGGAGAUGCUGAAGCCAAGGCUUCACCGACCACCCUUCAGUGAUGAGAUUGAUCUCAACGCUACCUUUGAUGUAAAUACCCCUCCUGCCCAGACCUCCAGCUCCCAGCAUUGCCACCCCAAGAAGCUCUGCGUGGAGAGGGCACGCUCUCCCAUGCAGGACAUCCUCAAGAUACCCAAAGUCUCCAAGUCGGAGUCCCAGCUCUCACUGGGUGGCCAGCGAUGUGUAGGAGAGCCAGAUGAGGAGCUGGCUGGUGCCUUCCCUCUCUUCAUCCGGAAUGCUGUCCGGGGUCAGAAACAGCCCAACAGGACCACAGCAGAAUCCCGUUGCAGCACAGAUGUGGUAAGAAUAGGCUUCGAUGGGCUUGGAGGACGAACAAAAUUCAUCCAACCUAUGGACACAACCAUUAUCCGACCAAUGCCUGUUAAGCCCAAGGCCAAGAGUAAACAGAAAGUGAGAAUAAAGACUGUGAACUCUGCUUCCCAGCCCAAGCUGGAUACCUUCUUAUGUCAGUGAAGUGACCAGAGUCAUGUCUUCAAUCAGUAGGCCAAGACCUGGCCAACCGGAAGAUGGCUCCUCUUGGAACAGUCUAAGAAAGAGGCCCAGAAAACAUACUUACUGUGUUCACUGCGCCCUGUACCACACUGGGAAGUGACGUGACCAGUUUACAGUUCCGAUCAGCAGGGCCUGCUUCUAGUUGCAGGGUUUUGCUUAUAGCUACAACUGGGUGUGGCUGGGCUCCUUCUGGUUUUAUAGAACAGGGUCACAUUGACUCUUAAGUGGACGGAAGUGCUGGAGGACUCCUAAGCAGGCCACCUCGAACUUCUGCCUGCCUCCAGUUUUAUUGCUUGAAAUGGGGGUGUUGGGGGGAUGAUAGGGAAAGGAUAGGGAAGGUUUCCAUGUAAAAUAAAAAGGCAUCUUUUCUUCUAGGC